Dicrocoelium dendriticum is the source of this 861-nucleotide messenger RNA. The record is from the annotation of a GenBank genome assembly. NCBI's taxonomy places the organism in Eukaryota, Metazoa, Platyhelminthes, Trematoda, Plagiorchiida, Dicrocoeliidae.
AUGUUUCAGCGGGGUAUUAACACUAGUUUGCUUUUUCUUCUGUUCAAUUCCAUAGCGUCCGCCUGCUCUUUACUACUAGCUACUUGUGCAGAGCAUGGUGUCUUGGCAGUACACCAGGAAGAAGCGUCGUUAAAGGGUAUCCCGUUUACUCGAUCCGCUGUGAAUCGUUCGGUGCCUGUUGAGAUUGUCUAUGAAGUGCACACAAAUAACUUGCAAGGAUAUUCCAUUUCUUGGAUGCACAACGGUGGUCCUAUCAAAGUCGAGGAUAACGCAAAUAAAGAAGUCUAUUAUGCCGUCCACCACGAAGAAUACGGCCUCAAAGUACUUCUACACAUCAGUCUACCAACCGCCCGUGUCACUGGCAAUUGGACCAUGACUGCAACAACAGCCGGCGCUGAGGAACACGUCGCUUUGUGUCGUAUCUCUUCACCAGCACCCAUCUUUGACCACAAAUGGGGUGCCGUACGUGCGUACGAAGGCGAUCCAUUAUCGGUUACAUGUGAAUUGGAAUCAUAUCCCCGUCCUUCGGAAAUUCUAUGGAAAUAUUAUUCAGAGGGUCGCAUUUGGGUCUCUGUGCCUAAUGCCACUUUUGAAAAUCGAGAUGGAGUGCAAAAUGCUAUUAUGCACUGGCAAGACGCGUCUCAGCACAGCGGGUUCUACAUGUGCAGUGCUCACUCUCCCGGAGGCUCUGAUAAUCUAGUGCUGGAAGUCCGAAUCAAAGGCAAACUUGCCUACGUCUGGCCGUCGGUGGGAAUCGGUCUGGAGUUGUUAGUCCUCGCUAUCACCAUUGCCGCUUAUGAACGUGCUCAAAGCAAGCGACGCAAAGCCGAAGAACGACGGUCCUCAACUUUUGUCAUGUAA